Molecule: messenger RNA, 1983 nt
Organism: Zingiber officinale
Lineage: Eukaryota; Viridiplantae; Streptophyta; Magnoliopsida; Zingiberales; Zingiberaceae
Exons: 2
Coding region: 232-1818 (528 amino acids)
Biological process (GO): protein ubiquitination
Cellular component (GO): cytoplasm
Molecular function (GO): ubiquitin protein ligase activity
Source: RefSeq, a predicted model, not a curated record
CCUCGCUAACUCCCUCUGUCUCGUCCCCUUUCUUCCAAUUUCCUCCCGUGGAAUUUACGGUCCUAAUCUCCGAUCGCUUGCUCCAGGCAUCCUAGCAAUCCCCUCUUUGGAUUCCUUCGUCUUCUACCUGCAGUUUUGCCUGAUCAAUUUCUUUGUUCCCCAGCAGUAGCCAGCUCGAGUUUUAUUGCCCGUGCCAUCGCGAUCUCAUGCUAGAAGAGCAACGGUUCCCAGAUGGAUGGUGAAUCCCAGGAAUUCUACCUUGAGUCGCCAUUGUCUGGAGACCAUUCGCCCCAAAACCAAAGUUUAUUUCCUCAUUCGAGCCCAACAGGAGUACGAUGCUUAUUAUGCCGAAGAAGUUUUUCUUUGGAAGCCGAAGUGAAUGAUGGUUUUGAAGCAAUCCACAUUUGUAGAGAGUGUAAAAUCAUGAUCCUUGAUGAUAAUCAGACAAAUUUGAGCAUGAGAGAUAUUCGUCGAUUAAGGCGACACAGCAGAGACAGGUUUAGGAGCUUGGAGUCAAUGGAGGAUUCAUUCUCUCGCAGAUUUUCACAACUGAUUAAUUUGGCCAACCGUCAUGAUGAAACACAAGUUGGAGGCAGCAAUACUCCUGCUACUCGGCGACGUGGAAGCUAUUAUGCAGCUCGAAGUAGGUACAGGAGACAACAGGUUGUAUUAUCUGAUAAUGACAGUGAUGUUCUUGAUCAAUCAGACUCCAUAUUUGGAGAAUCUGACUCAAACUUAAGUUUUGGCGGUUAUGGUGGAGACUCGGAUGCCUCUGUGGAUCGGCAUAGUUUAUUUGACAGAGAUUUGUUUUUGCAACUCGAGAAUGGAAGCUCUGGGUCAAGUGACACAGACAUCGACCCAAUGCACGCAGGACUAGAUCAGUGGAACUCUGAUGACCAAGAGGAUGAAGAACGAUAUUGGGAAGAGGCUAUUUGGGAAGAACACAGAUCUGUCUACCCACACCAGCAAUUCCAGGAUGCUACUAACAUCAGUCCCAAUGGCGAUGGCAGAGUAGCUCGAGAUGAUGCCUGGUUUCACUUCAGGGUAGGCGAAGCACAAGCACGGUAUGGUGAUAAUGACUUUGAAGAAUCAGGAUUUCAACCAGCGUAUGUGGGGAACCCGGAGGACUAUGUCGAUGCAAGAGGCUUUGAGGAACUACUCGAGCAGCUAGCGGCUGCUGACAACUCAAGAAGAGGUGCACCUCCUGCAGCAGCAUCCUCAGUGAGGGAUCUUCCAUCGGUAGUCAUUUCGGACAACCACGAGAGGCAUGGUACUCAGAUCUGUGCGGUUUGCAAGGAUCCAUUGGCCGUUGAUACAGAAGCAAAGCAGCUUCCCUGCAAUCACCUGUACCAUUCUUUCUGUAUCGUGCCAUGGUUAAAGUUGAGGAACUCGUGCCCAGUUUGCCGGCAUGAACUUCCAACCGAUGAUCCAGAGUACGAAGAGACGAAAAGGAACUACAGCAUUACUGCAAGACAUGAGCCUCAGCCACCCAACACAGAUGCAGAAAUCUAUUAUGCAUUUACUGAGCUGGACACCGAGGAAGCUCCCGACUUCAAUGGCACAAGCACUGAGCCAGGUAGAGUGGAGAACCCACAGGAGCUGAAUCAACCGAGAGGCGAAGGUAACAGAAUCCGAUGGCUGUUUCUAGCUGCCGCUCCAAUUGUUAGUAUUGUCGGGAUCGCUUUGGCUUUCUGGUUGAAAAAACCUACCGGUGAUGUGAGAAUCCAGCACAAUACUAGGGAACAACUUCCUCAGAGGUCUCAGAGCACCGUCACUUCUCCGGCCACCAGAAACAGGAGGUGGUGGUAUUUCUUUUAAUUCCAGUCUCUUGUCUUCUUCCUCUUGCUCAAGUUUGUGGGUUUUUUUUCUCCUUUCCUUGUUGUAACAACAGUUUAAUGAUAUAAGUUUCAGAUUUUAUCAUAGUGAACCGUGUGUAAAUGAAUACCAUUGGAACAAUGAGAUUCAGUGCUCCUGAAUUUCUUA